UCAGUGCUGGGACUAUGUACUGUAUUGCAGUGUCCAUUGAGACCAAGUGCAUUACAAAACAAUGCAGGACACAUACUACCAAUGAUACUACACCAGUUGGAGCUGCUGUUGGCUGCUUAUAAGAAAGAGGCAGAAGGAGAAGCUGAAGAUGAGGAAGAUGAAGGAGUUCAAGAUGGUACCAUUGAGGAAGAAGAAGAUGAAGAUGAAGAACUUGACGAUGAAGAAGAUGACAAAAAGCAAAGAAAUCCUCUAGUACAGAAAAUAGGAGCAGCUGCCAGUAAAUUAGGUGAAGAAGAAGAGGAAGAUGAUGAUGAGCUAGGACUUGCACAGACAAUGCUAGAAAUCGAUUAUCAAACUUGUAUUGACGAUGAAGACAAUGUUGACGAGUACACUACCUUUAAAGAGACAUUCCAAGCUGUCCAGACAUCAGAUCCUGACUGGUUUGCACUUGUUGCUAGUUCCGUUAAUGAAGAAAUGACCCUCAAACUACAAAGCUUGUUUCUCACUGCCGACCAACGUAGAGCUGCACAAGAGUCAAGAAGGAGAGAGAGUGAAGGUGGAUAUACUUUUACAGUGACUAGUGUACCACAAACAUUUGCUUUUACUAAAUAACCCAAACUAUGGAUUUCUUAAUUAUUAUUAUUAUUAAUUUAUUGUUGUUCUUGUUAAUGUGAAGUACAUAUGUACAACAUAAUGUAAAGACUAA
This is a messenger RNA of Amphimedon queenslandica, 706 nucleotides long. RefSeq names its product importin-7-like. The coding region runs from base 82 to 612 and encodes 176 amino acids. The record is from RefSeq and is a predicted model, not a curated record. The transcript is spliced from 6 exons. Lineage: Eukaryota; Metazoa; Porifera; Demospongiae; Haplosclerida; Niphatidae.